UACAGUGGGAAGGAGAUGUUUCUGUAUGUCAAUGGCAGGCGGGUAGCUCGCAGCUCCCAGCAGUCUGGUGACCUUCACAGUCCGUUCAUGGCCUCGUGCCGCACUUUGAUCCUGGGAGGCAGCAACUCAGACGGACUCAACUUCCGAGGCUACCUGGCUCUGCUAGCCCUUUGGAACAUUGCUAUGCCCCAAGAGAAACUCCAAAGGGCCUUCCUGGGAAAGUUUAAAGACAGAGAACUUUCCUUAUUGCUCAGUGCAAAGUUCAGCCAUUUGCAGCAGCAGUGGGUAACAUUCAAGGAUGGAGUCUACCCACAAGUAGAGGCGAUGUAUAGACCAGAACCUCAAGUUCUAUCUCCGCUUAUACCCCCACUCUGUGGACAGACGGCCUGUGACAAUGUGGAAUUGAUAUCUCAUUACAACAGCCACUGGCUGCUACGGAAUGAGAAAGUAGUGCACUAUCGGGUUGUCAAUAUCUAUGAUGAUGAUGGUCUCCAUCCUACUGUGAGUGAGGAACAGAUUGCCCAUCAGCACCAAGCCCUGAAUGAGGCCUUUGGCCGCUAUAACAUCACUUGGCAACUUAGCAUUCACAAAGUGUACAAUUCAUUGCUCCGUUACCGUGUGAUUCUAAUGAACUGUGAGCCAGGAAAAAUUGGCAAUGAGUUUUGCAAUCCUGAGUGCAAGCAUCCGUUGACAGGCUAUGAUGGUGGUGACUGCCGUUGGCUGGGACGCUGCUAUAUCUGGGAGCGUCGGGAUGGUGUUUGCAACAUGGAGUGCAACAAUAUGCUCCACAAUUUUGAUGACGGAGACUGUUGUAACCCCAAAGUAACUAAUGUAAGGAAAACUUGCUUUGAUCCAGAUUCUCCACAAAGGGCCUAUAUGAGCAUGAAGGAACUUAAGGAGAUCCUUCAGCUGAACAGCACACACUUCCUCAAUAUCUAUUUUGCCAGCUCCGUGCAAGAAGAGCUAGCUGGUGCUGGCACCUGGCCUUGGGACAAAGAUGCCCUCAGUCACCUGGGUGGAGUAGUUCUAAAUCCAGCUUACUAUGGGAUGCCAGGUCAUACAAAUACUAUGAUCCAUGAAGUAGGACACGUCUUGGGACUCUAUCAUGUCUUUAAGGGUGUGGAUGAAAAAGACUCCUGUGAUGAUCCAUGCAGGGAGACAACACCAUCCAUGGAAACUGGAGAUCUCUGUGCCGACACUGCACCUACACUCAAAAGCAAAGCCUGUCGGGAUCCAGAUCCUAUCAAUGACACCUGUGGCCAUAUUUCCUUCUCUGGAACUCCCUUCAGCAAUUAUAUGAGCUACACAGAUGACAAUUGCACAGACAGUUUUACUCCAAACCAAGUGGCACGAAUGCAUUGCUAUCUUGAUCUGGUAUACCAGCAGUGGACUCAGAGCAGAAAACCCACCCCUGUCCCUUUGCCGCCCAUGGUGCUUGGUCAGGAGCAGGAUAUGCUCACCAUACACUGGCUACCUCCCAUUAGUGGAAUGCUUUAUGAAAGAGAGUCAGGGAACCUCUGCGGAAAUUGUGCUGAAGAUGGAACUUUCAGCCAGUAUGUACAUGAAGCCUCUUCUCCUCUAAUCUGUGACUCUUCUGGCUAUUGGACUCCAAAGGAGGCAGUAGGUCCUCCUGAUGUAACUCAACCCUGUGAAACCAGUUUGCAGGCCUGGAGUCCUGAAUUUAAUUUGUUUAAUGUGAGCAUGACCACUCCUUGCCUUAAGCCUCUUGGUUGCAUUUUGGAACUCUCCUUCCUAUAUCCUGUGUAUUCUGACUCUUUACUGAUAUGGACCACAAAUUUCUCCACCAAUUUCAAAGCACUGUCAGACAUUGAGAUCCUGACAGAGCAGGAAGAUUCUGUACAUCUUGGACCAAUGGAUACAUUCUGUGACAUUCCCCUCACUGUGAAACUGAACCUUACCAAAAAGGUGUCUGGCAUAAAGAUUUAUACCUUUGAUGAGAAGAUGGAGAUAGAUGCUGCACAGUUGAUCUCCACACCACACAGUCUCCUUUGUUCAAACUGCAAACCUGUGAGGUACAGAAUUCUGCGGGACCCCCCAUUCCAAGAUGGAUCCCCAGGAAUGGUGAUGCAGACAGGAAGGACAUUUAUUGACAAGGAAGUCACAAUAGGCCAGCGAUACCAGUACCAAGUGCAGGCUGUAGCAGGAGCUGCUGUAAGUGAAGCCUCCCCAUCUCUGUUCCAUAUCCAUGGCUCUUCCUACUGCGGGGAUGGGCAAGUAAGCAGGAGUCUUGUAGAGGAAUGCGAUGAUGGAAACCUAUUAGAUGGGGAUGGUUGCUCUAGAAACUGUAAACAAGAAAGAGGAUACCACUGUAUUGGUGAACCAAGCCUGUGCUAUGUCCACGAAGGUGAUGGCAUUUGUGAGCCGUUUGAGGAAAGGAACAGCAUUGUGGACUGUGGUCUCUUCACCCCAAAAGAUUAUGUGGAUCAGUGGGCAUCAGAUGCCUAUGCAUCCCACCAAGAUGAGAAAACAUGUCCAGUCUCUAUGGUGAUUGGAGAACCUCUUGUGAAGGUGUGCAGGCCCCACUAUCAAGAGACCCAGGAGAGUGAAUCACCACUGGCUUGGUUUCCUUGUAUGAAAAAUGAUGUUCUUCAGGAUACAGACAUGGAGAAAACACAUUUGAAUGACAGAAUUUGGCUGAAAGUGUGUUUCAGCCAACCCAGAGUGGCUACUUCACUCUUUGUUUUCCUGGCAUCUGUGGGCACUUCCAAUGGUGACCAUCUCAAGCCAUCUAUUACAAUACACUUGGGUGACAUCAAUGGUCACCACCAUUUCCUUGCUACAUCAGAGCUGUCAUGUCAGCAGAAUCCCCUGGUCAUCAAUAUGACUGGAAAAAUUACAUCCCACCAAAUCACCUAUGCCUUGUUCAACUUCUCCUCUCUCUCUGUGAGCAUCUCUGCAGUGGCUUUGCGAACCCAUUUGCCAUUUGACACUUCCAGCCCAAGUAAUUGUCUCCCAGAGCAUGAAGGUCAUGGCUGCCAGAGAUACAGCUGCACCCAACACACCUGUAGAGAGCAGGGAAGCUGUGUGCUUCCUCAGAUCCAUCAUGCGACUCUUACAAACUGUAGUUCCAGUAGUCGGGGCCACCUAGAAUGUGCUAUUUCUUGUGAGAAAGGUUUUGUUCUCCAAGUUAAACAUGGACAAUUGCUGCGCCCAGCACAGAAAGAAAUCUUGCUGACUUGUAUCUCUGAUCACUGGGACAGAUCAGUGACAUGUAACCCUAUUGACUGCCAAUUUCCAGACCAAUCUCACGUUCUUUAUGCAGAGUUUUCCUGUCCCAAAGGAACUACGUUUAUGAAGCGAUGCUUCCUUUCCUGUAUCAAGCCAGCGAAACUCCAAGGAAUGAAUCAGUGGAUCACCUGCCUGGAAGAUGGACUCUGGUCACUGCCAGAAGCUUACUGCAAACUGGAGUGCGACUCUCCAGGCCCAAUUGCCAAUGCUGAGCUCUUGAUGCCUCGAUGCAAGCAAGGGAAUCAUGACGUGGGAUCUGUCUGUCGCUACAAGUGUAAGCCUGGAUACCACGUAGCAGAAACAAAAGAGGAAAAGCCCAGGAAAACAUUUUUGAAUAUUCACUGCCUUGAAACUGGCUUCUGGGAGGAAGGGAGCUGUGUUCCUGUGGUUUGUAAACCGCCCCCACCAGUCUUUGAAGGGAUGUACAACUGCACCAAUGGCUUUGAGCUUGACAGUCGGUGUGUUCUUAGCUGUGGUCCACAGAGUAAGACGGUAAAGACAACUUUAUGCAUGCAAAUCUUUAUUUGGCAUUUGGCCUUUGGCAUUUGCACAUUUCUCGAUGGAUAUUAUAAUCUGCUACUUCUCUCUCUCCCUUUUUGUCUUGUGCCAGGGGCUUCAUGCACACCUUCCUGUCUGUUUCUACCUAGAGAUCCUGUGACAUUGCCUGAAAAUGUCACAACUGAUACCAUGGAUCACAGACUGAAACCUACCAAAGUCCAGAGUAUCGUAUGUACUGGAAGACUGGAAUGGUAUCCUAACCCAAAAUCUAUUCAUUGUAUUAUUUCUUGUGAGCCUUUCCAUGCCGAUGGCUGGUGUGAUACUAUCAACAACCGAGCCUAUUGUCAGUAUGAUGGUGGCGAUUGUUGUUCCUCCACAGUCUCCUCAAAGAAGGUUGUUCUGUUUCCCAAUGGCUGUGAUCAGGACGAGUGCACCUGCCGGGAUCCAGCAGCAGAAGAAAAUCAGUAGCCCGCUGCAGCAGCCACCAGGACAUGUUUGCUGCCAAGGCUCAAAUUGGAGGAAAUUACAAAGGCUUGAGGGAAAGCAUAAAUAGGAGAACAGCAAAGGCUGAAGAAAAGGA
Messenger RNA from Notechis scutatus (mainland tiger snake), 4327 nucleotides. Lineage: Eukaryota; Metazoa; Chordata; Lepidosauria; Squamata; Elapidae. The record is from RefSeq and is a predicted model, not a curated record.